AUGAUGGGCUCGGUGCUGCCCGCCGAGGCCCUGGUCCUCAAGCCCGGGCUGAAGCCGCAGGGGCUCUCGCUGGCCGAGGUGAUCACCUCCGACAUCCUGCACAGCUUCCUCUACGGCCGCUGGAGAAACGUCCUGGGCGAGCAGCUCUUCGAGGAGAAGAGCAGCCCUAAGACCGCCUUCACGGCCGAAGUGCUGGCUCAGUCGUUCUCCGGAGAGGUGCAGAAGCUCUCCAGCCUGGUGCUGCCGUCGGAAGUGAUAAUCGCCCAGAGCUCCAUCCCCGGCGAAGGGCUCGGCAUCUUCUCCAAGACUUGGAUCAAGGCUGGCACCGAGAUGGGGCCGUUCACGGGCAGGGUCAUCUCCCCCGAACAUGUGGACCUGUGCAAGAACAACAACCUCAUGUGGGAGGUGUUCAACGAGGACGGCACGGUGCGGUACUUCAUCGACGCCAGCCAGGAGGAUCACCGCAGCUGGAUGACCUACAUCAAGUGUGCACGCAACGAGCAGGAGCAGAACCUCGAGGUGGUCCAGAUCGGGAACAGCAUCUUCUACAAGGCCAUCGAGAUGAUUCCUCCGGACCAAGAGCUGCUGGUGUGGUAUGGGAACUCCCACAACACCUUCCUGGGCAUCCCAGGUGUGCCAGGGCUGGAAGAGGAGCAGAAGAAGAACAAACAUGAGGAUUUCCACGCGGUGGAGACGGGGGCCAGCACGACGGGGCGUAUGCGCUGCGUCAUCUGCCACCGUGGCUUCAACUCCCGCAGCAACCUGCGCUCCCACAUGCGCAUCCACACCCUGGACAAGCCCUUCGUGUGCCGCUUCUGCAACCGCCGCUUCAGCCAGUCCUCCACCCUCCGCAACCACGUCCGCUUGCACACGGGCGAGCGGCCCUACAAGUGCCAGGUUUGCCAAAGUGCCUACUCCCAGCUCGCGGGGCUGCGGGCGCACCAGAAGAGCGCCCGCCACCGGCCCCCCAACGCCUCCCUGCAGGCCCACUCGCCCGCCCUGCCCGUGCCCCACCCUGCCUCCCUGGCCCAUCACAUCCCCACCAUGGUGCUGUGA
This is a messenger RNA of Prinia subflava (tawny-flanked prinia), 1056 nucleotides long. RefSeq names its product PR/SET domain 12 (gene PRDM12). Gene Ontology annotation, cellular component: nucleus. Lineage: Eukaryota; Metazoa; Chordata; Aves; Passeriformes; Cisticolidae. The record is from RefSeq and is a predicted model, not a curated record. Gene Ontology annotation, biological process: neurogenesis; regulation of gene expression. The coding region runs from base 1 to 1056 and encodes 351 amino acids. The transcript is spliced from 5 exons. Gene Ontology annotation, molecular function: histone methyltransferase binding.